Hypomesus transpacificus is the source of this 4566-nucleotide messenger RNA. It is a transcript of the gene osbpl6, whose product is annotated as oxysterol binding protein-like 6. The transcript is spliced from 24 exons. The record is from RefSeq and is a predicted model, not a curated record. Gene Ontology annotation, molecular function: cholesterol binding. NCBI's taxonomy places the organism in Eukaryota, Metazoa, Chordata, Actinopteri, Osmeriformes, Osmeridae. Bases 373 to 3153 code for a protein of 926 amino acids. Gene Ontology annotation, cellular component: plasma membrane; perinuclear endoplasmic reticulum; intracellular membrane-bounded organelle.
GGAGGAGCGACCGAGAGCCGAUGAACAGCAUCAGUAGCUGCAUCCUAGAAGAAAACGGGCACACAGCACUUUUUUGACUUUCCCUUGCUUCUGUUUUCUUACCUCCAUCAUGCUCGCUGUUUGAUAAUGGCUGUCAGUGAGAGCCGUAUGUAAUAUUACCUGUCUGUGAACGGAAUCCGGCAUCUUUGUUCAUUGCGUAGGGAAGUCGUAUCAUUUGUUUCCUGCGCCAAGAAUUGCUGAGACAAGGUACAAUGAGCCCGCGAUGAGAGCAGCGCCGUGAGAGCGUGUGUGUGCGUGUGCGUGCGCGAGGAAGAGAAUGCCCCUGGCCCGCCGGGCCUAGCGCUGCCCAGGGAGGACCAGCGAGCGGGGGCCAUGUCCCACCUCCCCGCCCCCCACCAGCGCGGCCCCCACCUGCGCGGCCCCCAGGGCCGGGCCAUGAGCGCCGAGGAGAGGAGCUCCACCCCCGCCCACAAGACCUCCACGCCCACCCACAAGAGCAUGUCGUCCUCCUCCUCCUCCCAGAGGGACAGCCGGCAGGAGGCGGACAGCUGGGAGAUCAUCGAGGGGCUGAAGAUCGGCCAGAGCAGCGUCCUGAGGCCCGAGAAGCACGAGGGCUACAUGCUGAAGAAGAGGAAGUGGCCUCUGAAAGGCUGGCACAAGCGCUUCUUUGUCCUGGACAACGGCAUCCUGAAAUACUCCAAGUCUCCUAUUGAUAUUCAGAAGGGCAAGCUGCACGGCAGCAUUGACGUGGGCCUCUCUGUCAUGUCCAUUAAGAAGAGAGCCCGCCGCAUCGACCUGGACACAGAGGAGCACAUCUACCAUCUGAAGGUCAAGUCUACUGACAUCUUUGACGCCUGGGUGGCCAAGCUGCGCCACCACCGUCUGUACAGGCAGAACGAGAUCGUCCGCUCCCCCAGAGAUGCCACCGUCCGAACGUUCCCUCCCCCCCCGGCCCCCCAGGAGCCCCCCCAGGCCCCCCCCAGCGCUGGGCUGGACGUCAAGCAAGCCAAGCCCAGCACCCUACCCUGGCAGCCUCCUGCGCCCCCCAGCAGCACCAGCAGCCUGCCAGCCUCCUACAGUAACGGCCAGAGCAAGGUGGCAGCCUGGCUGCAGGAGUCUGAGGAGAUGGACAAGUGUGCUGAGGAGCUGUCUCGAUGCCAGUCCAACCUGAUUGAGCUGAGCAGGUUACUGCAGAGUUUGGAGAUCCUUCAGAGAACUCAGUCUGCCCCCAGCUUCACUGACAUGCAGACCAUGUGUUUAGACUUAUCAAAGAAAGACAAGCGCUUGAGCAGAAGAUGGAGAACUAAGAGUGUCGGCAAAGAUGCUAAAUUGCAACUUCAGGUCCCGCUGUCCGCCAGCAUGUCCCCGCUCCGCCUCCACUCCUCCAACCCCAACCUGUGUGCCGAGCUGGCCGACUUCCAGCCCCCGGCCCCGCGCCUGCCGGACAGCGUGGACAGUGCCAGCGACUACAUCAAGCUGCAGGAGGACUUCUGCACCAUCGCCCAGAAGGUCCACUCUCUGCUGAAGUCGGCCUUCAACACGGUGGCCAUAGAGAAGGAGAAGAUCAAGCGAGUCCUGUCUGACCAGGAGCAAUCGGCUCCCGCAUCCCAAAUCAGCACCCUCCGAAAGUCUCUGUCCCAGGCCCUCUCCCAAAACGCGGAGCUCCGAACCCGCCUGGGCCGCAUCCACUCCGAGUCAGUGCUGUCUGACCAGGUGGGCAGCGUGAAGAUCAUCUCCCCACACGACGAGGCCAGCGAGCAGAUCGGCAUCCCGCUAACCCAACAGGCGUCCAACGAAAGCCGACUGUCCAUGUCCGAGUCCGUGUCGGAGUUCUUCGACGCCCAGGAAGUGCUCCUGUCGGCCAGCUCUUCGGAGAACGAGGCCUCAGACGAUGAGUCAUACGUCAGCGACGUGAGCGACAACAUUUCCGAGGACAACGCCAGCGUCACCGACAACGUCUCCAGACAAAUGGCCAACGGAGACUUUGCGAGCAGUGCCUUCCGCAACGGGCGCCGCACCUGCCUGCCCGCCCCCUCCCCGGACACCAGCAACAUCAACCUGUGGAACAUCCUGAGGAACAACAUCGGCAAGGACCUGUCCAAGGUGUCCAUGCCAGUGGAGCUGAACGAGCCGCUCAACACCCUGCAGCACAUGUGCGAGGAGCUGGAGUACAGCGAGCUGCUGGACAAGGCCGCAGAGACCCACGACCCCUUCGAACGCAUGGUCAUCGUCGCUGCGUUCGCAGUGUCUGGAUAUUCCUCCACGUACUACCGCGCGGGAAGCAAGCCAUUCAACCCUUUACUGGGAGAGACGUACGAAUGUAUCAGGGAAGACAAGGGCCUCUGUUUGUUCUCAGAACAGGUUAGCCACCAUCCACCCAUCUCAGCUUGUCACUGUGAGUCCAAGAACUUCACCUUCUGGCAAGAUGUCAGGUGGAAGAACAAGUUCUGGGGGAAGUCGAUGGAGAUCCUGCCGAUCGGGACGGUGAACGUCAUGCUGCCCAGUUUCGGCGACCACUACGAGUGGAACAAGGUCACCACCUGCGUUCACAACAUCUUGAGCGGCCGGCGGUGGAUCGAGCACUAUGGGGAGAUCACCAUCAGAAACAUCCGGGGCAGCGCCUGCAUCUGCAAGCUCACCUUCGUCAAGGGAAAUUACUGGAGCUCCAACGUAAACGAGAUCCAGGGCUUCGUGAUGGACCAGGAAGGGAAGGUGGUCCAUCGACUGUUUGGCAAAUGGCACGAGGGGCUCUACUGCGGAGUCCCGCCCUCGGCCAAAUGUGUGUGGAGGCCAGGGUCCAUGCCCACAGACUACGAGCUGUACUACGGCUUCACCAGGUUCGCCAUCGAGCUCAACGAGCUUUGCCCCGAGAUGAAAGACGUCCUCCCCCUCACCGACGCCCGCUUCAGACCUGAUCAAAGGCACUUAGAGGAGGGGAACGUGGAGCUGGCGGCGUCCGAGAAGCAGCGCAUCGAAGAUCUUCAGAGGACCAGGAGGAAGUAUCUGGAGGAGGGCGAAAUCAAACACCAGCCACGCUUCUUCAAGAAAGUGGUCGAUGCCAACCAGAGAGAGAGAUGGGUUUCCAACAACACCUACUGGGAGCUCCGUAAAACCCCCGGCUUCAUCAACAUGGAGAACCUUCAACUCUGGUAGCUGAGGAAACGCUCCACUCACCAUAUCCCCUUCGCAGACAGAGAGGCUGUUACCUAUGCACAAUGAGGUUUUCAAAACAAAACUAGUGACAAGGUGGUGGCACGCUCGGUUACUAAGGGACAGUGGCACCAGAGACGCGUUGAUGUUUCUGAUAUCCUGACGACGGACAGACGACGUCAACAGACUUUUCCUUGGUUCACCUUCAUUUUGCUUGCAGAAGCCGGGUGGUCAGGGCAACUAUUUGACCACGUAGAUCUCUCCUAAGCCGUAUUGACUUCCGAUUAUGUCCUUGCCUUAAAAAGUCGCCUAUCCACACCAACACAUUGGGAAGCUUUUAGUGAACGCCACUUGAUUUCUGAAAGCGGUUUAGUUGAAACUAGUGUUUGAAUUAGGACUUUUGAUUACCUACUGUAUGUAAAAUGCAUGUUUAGAGUGCAGCUUUGAUUGGCAUGUCUAUGCCAUAUUUACUAUAUCCACCUAAUUUGUUGUAGAAAAAAAUAGAUAUUUUUGUAAAAUAUCUUCAACAUGACAGAAUUUACACACAAAAAAAGGUAUUCGUGAGAAUUGGCAGAUAUCAUUUAUUUAGAUUUUUUCCUUUGCUUUUGUUAAAAAAAUGCAUCAUUGCUGUUCUCUCCUGGGACACACCGUUGUUUAAAGUUGAAAAGUCUUCUCUCACUAGCGUUGUUCAGAAACUCUCGAAAAGAAUUCCUCAAGUCAACCUCCAAAGGGGAUGAAGAUCUGUCUGGAGGGACAUGUGACACUGCAAAACGACAACAACCUGGUCCCUUCACACCAAACACCCCCAUCAGCACCAUUGUUGUGACUACAUGUACUGUACUGUACGGACAACACUGCUACCCACAUGCCAGCUCCACCACACCUGGCUCCCACGUCAUGUCAAGUACCACUUCUCUGUGAUUUCCCCUCGUUUGUUUGUGUGUGGCUGAAAGUGUACUUCCAGUGUUACUAUACGGAUGUGUGACGUCCCAUCGCCCCCCCCCCCCCCCCCCCCUGGCUGUGGAGACAUUCCUCCCAGGUUCCGUGACCCUGGGGCCCCCCGUUGCUGGGCUAAUUAUAACCCUUGUCACUGGUCAGGCUGUGUGUUUUCACCCACUGUGGCUGCGGGACUGUCCUGCACUCCAUAUAUAGAGGGGCAGCCCGUCACCUCCCCUACCAACUCACCCCUCACCCGAGUCCAGUCCUAGAGAGUCACCGCUCACGCUACUUCCCAGAAGGCCGUGCAGCAGGGACUGAGGGGGGGGGGGGGUGAACUCUCUGCUGAGCGUAGAGGUCAGAGCGUCCUCUAGUCUGAGUCACAUGACACCCCCUGCUCUCAGCUCCCUCCCGCUUACAGAACGAGGAGGUUGUGGACCUCUAGAGACCCCUACCGUCUGCUCCACCUACAUACAGGAG